CAAACUUAAACUUUGGAUUAAAUUCUAUAAGAUUCCCAACCAUCUGGCAACCCUCUACUCGGCCGCUGCAUGCCGCCUACACACACACACACACACACGGACAGAAACUGCAAGUGAGAAGAGAAUCGGACGCCGCAGCGCCAGAGGGGGGGGGGGGCCUGGGACGAGCCUCAGCGCCAGCGCAGAGAUUUCGAGAGACAGUGUUGCCCUGCCACAUUGUGACCAUAAUUUUUCAGUUUGAGCGCAGCACUAGCCGGUGACGGGCGAUGCGAUAGUAACACGUAGUAACCAUAAUCCCAGCCAGCCAACCGAGGGUCCUGGCGUGGGCGGACACAACCGUUACAAAACCGUUUUCGCAAGUGCACUUUGGACGCUGUUUGAGCCCCACAAAGCAGGACAGAAUGGGCGAGAAAGUGAAAAUGGAAAAUAAUUAAGUUUUGUGAUUGCCGUGCAAGAAGAAAAAAAAAACAGAGACACCGGAGACAGAGUCGGGCACGGAUACGGACGGGACACGCACACGUUGUCCCUUAUUUUUUUUUUUUGAUUCCUGGUCGUCUGGCUUCCGUUAUACGAAAAUCAAUAAUUCCGUGCUGUAUAAGUUACGGCGAAAGGUGCGCGCUCGCAUCGGACUCGCGUGGCGUUCGGCUCUUCCCGUUACUGCAGUCGGGUCGUCAUCGCCAGUCCCCUCCGAUGGGGGUGGUGGCGGGUGUUACAACAAAAAUCGUACAACCCAGAGUCCGCGUGGUGGAGGCGGAACGUGAUUGAAAUAUUUGCACAAAAAGGAAUCGGCGCUUACACUUUACACGCGCCAAGCGCCUCGCAGCGUAGGCGGCAAACGAGAGCCAAAGAGAGAGAACAGCAAGAACAAGCGAGAGAGAGAGCAUAGAGAGAGAGAGAGAGUGGUAGCGGUAGCUUCGUGGAAAGAGAGCUGAAGCUCGUGCUUGACAGAAGAGACUGAGAGACUCUCUCGUUGGCGUGAAUCAGGAAGCAGAAGACAAAAUAGAUUCUGCCCCAUGUGGUGGGGGCACGGUGGACAGUGGGAGCAGAAUGGUGGGACGGACGGGGCAUAGAAAGAGCGUGUAAAACGUAAAGGGGCAAAAAAGUAGUAGUAGUAAUAGUAGUAGAAGAAGAGAACCACAGAAGAAAACAACAAAAUACAUAUACGCGCGCAGUCGCUGCCCGCUGCCCGCUGCUGACGUUGGCGUUGACUUGAACGUCGACGGUGACGCUGACGCUGACGCUAACUGUGACUGUGACUGCGACUGCGACUGCAACGUAGUCGUAGUAAGUUUUUCCGCCGUAAUUGUGGGAGUGUGAAUGUGUGCGUGUGUGUGCGUAAGCGUGUCGGUGUGCGUGUGCGUGUGUGGAAUGUAUAAUAUAUACCAUAUAAAGCACAUAGCGAGAAAUCAUGAUAAAGUUUGUCAGGCAGAAAAAUCGCGAGAAUCCAUUAAAGGCAUCGAAAAAUUUUCUUCGUAAAAAGCGUGAAUCGAAUGACUCUGGCACCGAAUCGGAUGGUGAGCUCCUCGAUGUGGAAAAACAACGUCACUUAGACGUGGAUAUGGAAACUACUGUCGCUGGCCAAAAACCAAUUGCUCCUGCAAUGAUGUGUCACCAGCAGACAUCGUCAUCUUGCGCCCAUCUCAUGUACGAUCAGCACAGCUCCGAGGAGGAAUUGGAGGUGAUCAAUGGGCCCUCGUCGGUGGCAGGACAUGGCCAUGGCACCACGACCGCGACGGGCGCUUCGUGUGCCUCGCGACUCUCUAAUCGUGGCUGCACCUCCUCGCUGGACACGGAGGCACCCUACGAGGAACGGGCCACCACCUCCAACUCGAAGCGUUCAAGCUCCACGCUGAUGGUGGAGAACCGCAAACGGUCCCUGGCCCACAGCUCCGACGAUGAGUUACGCAAUUCGCUGGAGCCGAUAUUGACGCCCGUGAAUUUUCGCACAUCGCCGCCAUUGGAGGCGUUCAAGCCAAAUCGUAGCCAUAUGACGUUCCGCUCCACAACGCCACUGAUAUUAUCGGAGGCCAGAUGUGGCAUCGAAAAUAUUAAAUUAUGUGAUAAUAGUGUAAACGAGGAGAAUGGCGACAACAGCGGCGGCGGCGGCGGCGGCGGCAAUGGCGGCAACCACAGUAAAUGCCCCAAGCUGGGCGGAGCCGUGCUGGGCGGCGGCAACGAGAACGAGCCGAGUGUGAUCAAGGCGUGCAGCAGCUCCCUGAAGAUGAGCAACAGCAGCCACCACAUCUAUCAGCCGCAGCCCAAGUACAGUUUCCACUACAAUAGCUCGCGCAGCAGUCCGGCCAGCACCACCGGCCUGGACAUGGAGGUGCGUUCGGUUAGUCCGCCCGCGAAACUGUUCCACUGCGCCAUCUCGCCCAGGCGUCGUCCUAGUAAUAAUUCGGGUGGUGGUGGUUCGGCCGCAGCGGCAGGCACAGCAGCCCCAGCCACAUCCUCAUCGACAGGAGGAGGAGGAGGAGCAGCAGCAGCAGCAGCAGGAGGAGGCACCACAUCAUCCACAGCAGCAGCAACAACGACACACAAUGCUGCCAAUGCCGCGAGCGCCGCCGCUGCCACCCAGAGACUGCAGCGACCGCAUCGGCCGUGUUUAGAUUUUGAUAAGAUGCAGCAGGUGAGCCUCUAAUGCAGAGCGCGCUAACAGCGAAGGAAGGGAUCGAAUGGGAAGGGAAAGGGAAAUGGCAAAUCAAAGACUUUUUAUACGAAACAACAACCGCAACCACAACCACAGCUACAAACACAGCUACAUCUACAUCUACAACAACAACAAAAACAACAAGAACUCAAGAACUCAAACUGCAAAUAGAGACAGCAAGUGUACCUAACGGUUGAGCGCGGGCCAGCUGAUGCUUGGCAGCACUGGCCGCACGAUUAGGGGCGCCCUCUGAUGCUUGGCAGCACUGGCCGCGCCCUCUACACGAUCAGGCGUCGGGUCUUCAUGCAACCAAAAAAUAGGACGGAAACAGCAACAAGGAUAAAAAAAAUAUCAUAAAAUCAAAUUAUAUAAAGCUAAAGGUAAUUCAAAUUUUAAAUGCAAACAAACCUAAAAUUUACAAUAGAUGCAGCUAUUUUUUCACAAUUUUAAACUGAACAAGAAACAAAAAUCGUAUGAGAAAGCAAAGUAAAUGCAGAACAAGAUCUGGCAGCAGAGCAGAGAUGGCGAGACGACAGUCGGUGGGGGGGCUGUGUAAAGAAUGAUUUAAGAUUUAGAUGUAGCAACUACAAAAAUGGAAAGAAAUGGAGAAAAUUUGAGUAAAUCUGUAAAAGAAAAUGAAACAAAACCAAAAUCUGUAAACUGUAAAUAUUGUAUUUGUGUGGGAGAAAAAAGAAAACUUUUGAAGAAAUUGGCAAGCCAUGAAAAGAGAAAAAGAGAAAAAGAGUUAAACAUUUUAUGAACUGUGGAAAGAAGAAAGUAUUUUAAUUUUUUUAAAACCAAGAAAAUAUGUGGUGAUGUAGACAGAAGACUCAAACUUAUAAAACAAAAGAAAACGAAAAGAAAAGAAAAAAAGAGCAAAAUUAUAUUUCUAUAAAUUGAGAAAGGAACUGUGAGCGGUUAGAGGGAGCAGAGAAUGUGAGAAGGAGACAGACAGUAUGGGGGUGGGGAAAUAGCGUAGCAAACACUUGGGACGCAGCAAAAUAGUAACAGUAACAGCAACAAUGUGAAGCAACAAUAGCAACUAAAAAAAAAAACAAAACCCAAAUACAGAAAGAAAAAAAAAACAUAAUAAAAAAUUAAAUACAAAUAAUAAAGAACAAAGAAUCUUUUGUAUGAUGAUGUAUGAUGAAAACCGAAUGCCGAUACAAACUGUCCAACCAAGACGGUUGUAAAAACAGUUAAAUAUGUGUUUAAUGUACAACAUAAAAUAGCAAGCUAUUUUAUAAAACAAUAUUCUAAUUAUCCGCAAUGUAAGAAAACCGAGAAAAACCGAGAAAAACCAAGAAAAACCGAGAAAACCGAACAGAAUACAAAAACCAAAAAGCUGCCAUCAAACCAUCAUGCAUACGAUUAAAGCUCUUCAGUUUUACCAAUAUGAUUGAUGAUUGAUGAGGGGAGGACGGAAAGGACGGGAAGGACUUAGUAAACGCAACAACACACAAACAAUUGGCAACUGUUUGCAUUUUGCAGUAAAGCAUAAUUAAUAUUUUCGUUUGAAGAAACAAAAGCGAAAUGCUACAAAAUAAGCCCAUAUUCAAUUUAAAGAAUACCAAUUUAAAACAAAAAAAUGAACUAAACAACCAGUAAACGUGUGCAUCCAUAGCAAAGGCAAAAGCAAAAGCAAAAGUAAAGCAAAAAAACAUAAAUUUUUAAGUACCAUAUAUAUGUAUGUAAAACAAAAACAAAUGAAGAAAUAUUCAAAGUAAUGCUAAUUUUUAAAUCAUAUUUACGAACAACAGACAACAGGCAGGCAAAAUUUCAGUUCAUUCCCUAAAAAAAAAACAAAACAAAAAAAACA
Drosophila pseudoobscura is the source of this 4469-nucleotide messenger RNA. RefSeq names its product Regulator of eph expression (gene Reph). Lineage: Eukaryota; Metazoa; Arthropoda; Insecta; Diptera; Drosophilidae. The transcript is spliced from 4 exons. The coding region runs from base 1409 to 2641 and encodes 410 amino acids. The record is from RefSeq and is a predicted model, not a curated record.